GCAAGCGCGCUGCCCGUCCCGGCUCUGGAGCAUAAACAAGAGUGGGGACGGGAUGAGGCGGCGGUUGGUCCCCGCGCAGCGAGAGGAGGCAGUCGAGGCAAAGAGCCGAACCGGGCGCAGGUCCUGAGUGUAGAGCGCUCCCGCGGGCCGCCCGAGUUGCGCCGCGCGCGCUCCCGCGAAGGCGGUCCGAGCCCGUCGCGCGCGCGCAGCCAUGAACCUGGCGAGCCAGAGCGGGGAGGCCGGCGCCGGCCAGCUGCUGUUCGCCAACUUCAACCAGGAUAACACGUCUCUAGCUGUUGGUAGUAAAUCCGGGUAUAAGUUUUUCUCCCUUUCUUCUGUGGAUAAACUGGAACAGAUCUAUGAAUGCACUGACACUGAAGAUGUGUGCAUUGUGGAGAGAUUGUUCUCAAGCAGCUUGGUGGCCAUCGUCAGCCUCAAAGCUCCCAGGAAGCUGAAAGUUUGCCACUUUAAGAAAGGAACCGAGAUUUGCAACUACAGCUAUUCCAACACGAUCCUGGCUGUGAAGCUGAACAGGCAGAGGCUCAUCGUGUGCCUGGAAGAGUCGCUCUAUAUACACAACAUCCGGGACAUGAAGGUACUUCAUACCAUCCGAGAGACACCCCCAAACCCUGCAGGCUUGUGUGCACUGUCUAUAAACAAUGACAACUGCUACUUGGCGUAUCCAGGGAGUGCGACCAUUGGAGAGGUGCAGGUCUUCGACACCAUUAACUUGAGAGCUGCAAACAUGAUCCCGGCUCAUGACAGUCCCUUAGCAGCCCUGGCUUUUGAUGCAAGUGGGACCAAGCUUGCCACUGCUUCUGAGAAGGGGACAGUGAUCCGUGUAUUUUCCAUUCCAGAAGGACAAAAGCUGUUCGAGUUCCGGAGAGGAGUGAAGAGGUGUGUGAGCAUCUGCUCCCUGGCCUUCAGCAUGGACGGCAUGUUCCUCUCUGCAUCCAGCAACACAGAAACUGUACACAUCUUCAAACUGGAGGCCGUGAGGGAAAAACCUCCAGAAGAGCCCACCACCUGGACCGGCUACUUUGGGAAGGUGCUCAUGGCGUCUACCAGCUACCUGCCUUCACAAGUGACCGAAAUGUUCAACCAGGGCAGGGCCUUUGCCACUGUUCGACUACCAUUCUGUGGCCAUAAAAACAUCUGCUCCUUAACCACAAUUCAGAAGAUCCCUCGGUUGCUGGUAGGAGCAUCAGAUGGCUAUUUAUACAUGUACAACCUGGACCCGCAGGAAGGUGGCGAGUGUGCCCUGAUGCGUCAGCACAGGCUCGAUGGCAGUAUGGAGACGACCAGUGAAAUUGUAGACUCCGCAUCUCAUGACUGCCCCUUAGUAACGCAGACGUAUGGCACAGCAGCUGCCAAAGGUGCCUAUGUGCCCUCGUCCCCAACAAGACUUGCUAAAGGACAGGACGCCAACUUAGAAGCCUAUACAGAUGAUCUGGGUGCCGUGGGGGGCGCAUGCCUGGAGGAUGAAGCCAGUGCCCUGCGCCUGGAUGAAGACAGUGAACAUCCUCCCAUGAUUCUCCGGACUGACUAAUCCUGACCUGUGAAUUCUGGCCCGGUCGCAGAGAACACUGGCCUGGCAGAGGACUUGUGCAUUGCUGCUAUGAACUUUGACCUGAAUUGAGGGAGAGGAUGGCAGAGAUGAAACAAAGAGAUUGUAGUUCUAGUCUAUCCAUACUGUUGAGAAAAUACACUGUUUUCAACUCAGUGACUUCAAUCCUGCUUAUGAAUUUUAGCUUUUUAUUUCCUCUCAUUCUUUUUAUUUUAUUUUUAUUUUUUUAUUUUUAUUUUUAUUUUUAUUUUUUUUGCCAAAAUUAACUGUUUGGUGAAGUCUGUGGCGUCUCCUUGCUUUGCAUGCAUGAUGUGCCAAGCCAGCAUAGGAGAGCGAGUGGUCACUCCAUAGCAAACCACAGUCAUCAGGUCUCAUGGCAGGACACAAAUGAAGAAGGCUCUGUGUGCAGUGAUUCUGCAGGGAUAGGCCCAUCCGCCAACUGAGACCAGCCAGGGAGCCAGUGGACAGUGGCCUCUGUCAGGAGCCCUCUUGCCCUACAGCCCCACCUGGACCAUUUUCCCUCCAUUUAUUAUACUCUUUCCAGAUUGGAUCAUUCUGGGACUAGCUUUCUCCAUGGGGGACUGUCGUUUGCAGUGUGUUCUCCAUGGGGAUCUUGAGGGAGAGAAGCUGUCUCUGCUCUGUGCCUUCUCUUCUGGCAGGUGAACUUGGCAAUGUGCCAGAGCCAAGGAAGGCAAUCCCUCAUUUGUGUCAUUAAAUGCCCUGUCUCCUGCUGUCCCCAUCCGAUAACUGUGACUUGGGGUUUUUUGUUUUGUUUUUAAAGGAGAGUCUGUAGCUACUCCCAUGUCCAAGAAAGCACAGAGGUGUAAGAUGCUAUGUUAGACAUCAGUCAGGGGACUGGAGCUGGACUGUCUGCCACAGGCACCUCUCCCUUCCUCAGAGUUAGCAGGGACAGGUAGGGAGGCCCCAGGGAGACAGCUCCCUCCCCAGGGGUGAUGUGCCUUUUCUAUCUUGGUGCAGGAAAGUGAUGUCAGGUUUUAGGGCUGCCCUCACUUCUGUUUGCUUUUACUUUUUGGUGUCUUUGGGGGAGGUACAGAUUCACAUUAGAGCCCAGGCUGCCCUGGAGCUCACUAACUGUAUGGUCCGAGCUGGCCUCAGACUUAGAGCAGUCUCCCUGCCUCAAGUUCUGAGAGCUCAGAUUACAGGUACCACUGUGCCUAGCUCCUUUCUCAGCUCUACAGAAUGGAGAGUUCAGGUCCUUAGAUCUGCAUUCUAAACACAGAUCUUAGCAGUAGGGUUUUGAAGGUGUGGGGUGUUGCUUCUGCAAAAGCAUGGCUUUAGGUGUGAGCAGGGAAUAAGGAUAAUGUCAGCACCAGGUUCUGCCAGCCUGGUGAGGCUGCUAGACAGGAGGAACUAUAGGCAGCUGUCUUCAGGUUAGUUUGGUUAAGUCUGGUAGAGUGCCAGUGGCUAGACAGACCUACCAGUGUCCUCGCUCUUGCCGCUCCCAGGGUAGCUAAUGGAAUGGGUGGGGCACGAGGGGUGCCCACAGCUAGAUCUGGCUGCUGGCUGUACCUGCGCCCUGGAGCAUCUGAGUGGCCAACUACGUACAUUUUAUAAGGCAGGGGUGAAGAUCUUUAAAGGCAGGGGUGUUGAACUUUAACUGUGUGUGACUAUCCUAGACCCUGAUAACGUGGGACCCCAGCUCUGUGGUCUGGCACAGUGGGUGCUUCUCUGGGAAAAUAGAACAGGUCUUUGCAGGACCAGGGAGACACUGACCAGAAGAGCCUGGGGAGCACACAGGGUUGACUGGGAGCUGGAGUUUCCUGGAACCAAAGAGUGAAUGUCUGGAUUCAUGUGUGAUUUGUAUGCUGACCCUGGACCUGAAUGCUGUGUGGGUUUGGGCCUCAGCUUCAGUGGCUGCAAUUUCUUCUCUUGGAAGUUAGUGUUCCAAAACAAGGUUGGAAUUCAUUUCUCCCUUUUGAAUCAGUUUCCUCACUUGAAAAUUUGGUCAGAAAAGGCAUCUUCCAGUGUCCAGGGCUUUCUGCCCUCACUCAGUGGUCUUACAGGCUGGACAGACUCAAUCAGUCUCUGCUGACCUCUGAGAGGCAACUGCACUCCACCUGCAGGCCUCAGGUGUGGAGAGAGCCAGUUAAGGGACCGAAGCAAUAGAAUACACGAGUGGUUGCUGGCCCCCAGGCCUCAACUAAUGGCCAUUUUUUUAAUUUUCCAAAGUUAAGAGAAAUUUUGGAUUCAGGUAUGGUACCUAUAUUCCCAGCAGUCAGGAGAGUGAGGCGGAGGAUUGCUGUGGGUUUGAGGCCAGCCUAGACUAUAUAGUUUUGGGCAAACCUGGCCUACAGAAUGAGAACCUGUCUCAAAAGCCCAAAGGAUGAUGACUUAAAAAAAACAAUGGGGAACUAGAGUUUAAAAACCCCCAAAUUUCUAAGAUUUGUGUGGAUUGGGACCAAAGCUUUUGUAUUUUCUAAAACAAAGCAAAAGUUGGAGUCCCUUGUCCUGCCUACACUAAUGGUAUGUGCUAGGGGCAGGUCUCAGGGGACUUCGGGCUGGAAUGUACAAGAAGAACCCUACCUCACAGGGCUGUUGUGAGGUGUGUGAAGGUAGCCCCAGCACUGGGCUUGGCCAGCAAUGGACUCCAAUAAACACUAAAACUGAAA
Cricetulus griseus (Chinese hamster) is the source of this 4197-nucleotide messenger RNA. The record is from RefSeq and is a predicted model, not a curated record. NCBI's taxonomy places the organism in Eukaryota, Metazoa, Chordata, Mammalia, Rodentia, Cricetidae.